GUACCUGCUGGCGCACCGCGCGCGCGCGCACCCGGAGGCGGCGGCGCGCGCGCUGACGCUGCGCUGCGCGGUGUGCGCGCGGGCCUUCGCGCACCUCAACUCGCUGCGCCGCCACCUGCGCGCGCACUCGGGCGAGCGCAACCACCUCUGCAACGUGUGCGGCAAGGCGCUCACCUCGCGCGAGCACCUCAAGUUCCACAUCCGCAUCCACACCGGCUACAAGCCCAACGUGUGCAAACAACANCGAGACUCAACCACAACAACAUUAGACAACAACCACCUCUGCAACGUGUGCGGCAAGGCGCUCACCUCGCGCGAGCACCUCAAGUUCCACAUCCGCAUCCACACCGGCUACAAGCCCAACGUGUGCAA
Ostrinia furnacalis (Asian corn borer) is the source of this 372-nucleotide messenger RNA. RefSeq names its product zinc finger protein 558-like. Gene Ontology annotation, cellular component: nucleus. The record is from RefSeq and is a predicted model, not a curated record. The annotation marks the transcript as partial. Lineage: Eukaryota; Metazoa; Arthropoda; Insecta; Lepidoptera; Crambidae. Gene Ontology annotation, biological process: regulation of gene expression. The transcript is spliced from 2 exons.